Molecule: messenger RNA, 1040 nt
Organism: Ceraceosorus bombacis
Lineage: Eukaryota; Fungi; Basidiomycota; Exobasidiomycetes; Ceraceosorales; Ceraceosoraceae
Source: the annotation of a GenBank genome assembly
AUGCCACUCUUCAAAGCUCGCCGGGGAGGCUCAGGUGAUGAUUACUCCGCUGCUGGUUCUGCCAAUGCUUCUGGUCACGUCAGCGGUACCACCACGCCUGCUACAGGUAGUGGAUCUGCCGCCAAUGUAGGUCCUAAUGCCGCAAUCUUGCGGGUUCAGAUCCUUCGAGCCAAGGAGUUGGCCGCCAAAGAUCGAAGCGGAGCGUCGGAUCCUUUCGUCAUCGUCUCCCUACCCGGAGCUGGCAAAGCAUACAGGCGCCAAACGCCCGUUGUCCCCAAGUCGCUGGAUCCGGAGUGGAAAGACGCAGACGCUACAUUCGACUUUGAGAUUCCCAACGAGUGGCUCAAUUCGGACGGCCUUGCGACCGGUAAUGAGGAUGAAGCGCCCUCUGUCGCCUCGGGUCUACAGUCUGCUGCUGGUGUCGCAACUGCUCCUUUCAGCACAGUAGCCGCUCCAGGUGAUGUGGACGAGGAUGCUGCCGCUCUCGGAUCUCAUUCCGCCGGCCGCGGUCUUCAAGUCAGGCCGGAGAACAGGAGGCGCAUUUCGGGAGCUGCAACAAAGAUCUUAUCAGCGCCUGUGCGCAUUGGAGCUCGUGGAGCGGUGGCUGGUGCCCGAGCUGUGCGACGUCGCACACCUCGGCCUAUACGGCACAGGAACGCUGCGUCCGCGCACGGCGAUGCACCCGGAGGUCAGAGCAUUUUCUGUCCCGCCGCUCUGGAAUUUGUGGUGUGGGACAAGGACAGGUGGACAGCAAACGACUAUAUUGGCGAAGUGUCUCUCCCAACGCACGAUUGGUGCCGAGAUGCUUGCUCAUUCGACACGCAAGAACCCAUCUGGCUUCCUCUGGUCUCGUCUCGCCGCAGACUCACGGGUCAGCCAGGGUCCAUUCAGGUUCGCGUCGGUCUCGUCACGAGGUCUUCCACGACUGCACACCUGCCGCAGAUCUUCGAGCGGCUUGUACUGGCCGCUCACACCCAGGACAGUCACCCGACCAGAGCUGUGCCAGCAGACCAAAGUGUCGGUACGGCAGGCCCGGAUGA